AUAUAUGUAAAUGUUAUAGCACGAGUAUGCUCAUUACAUUUUGAUUCAUCUGAUUAUGAAAAACCAUUGAUCCAAAGAAUGUUAGAAUAUUCUCCUAAACAUCAACGAAAACUUAAACCCAAUGCUGUACCAUCAAAAAAUUUGCCCAGAAUUCAAAAACCAACAAUUCAAUAUAAGCCUGUAAAUACACAUACACCACACUCCAUACAUGAUAGUUUAUUCCAAUCUAGUUUUCAAAGUUCUAAAGCACCUAAAGAAAAAAUUGAUCCAUUUACUUCAAAUUAUAAAAAUAAUUGUUUAAAUGAUCUACCUGAUUUUGGAGUACAAUUAUUAAGUGAAACACAAGAUGUUGGUAUUCAGUGUGAAAUAGGAAUGGUGUAUAGACUUCCAGUGGAAAGAACUGAUGUUAGUACACAGUGUGGUGAUAACUUGAAUGAAGUUGAGAAGUAUGAAAAAAAUACAAAUAAUUAUUAA
Molecule: messenger RNA, 474 nt
Organism: Myzus persicae (green peach aphid)
Lineage: Eukaryota; Metazoa; Arthropoda; Insecta; Hemiptera; Aphididae
Exons: 2
Source: RefSeq, a predicted model, not a curated record